Leucoraja erinaceus (little skate) is the source of this 6586-nucleotide messenger RNA. Its product is annotated as mucin-17-like. The coding region runs from base 142 to 6450 and encodes 2102 amino acids. The transcript is spliced from 2 exons. NCBI's taxonomy places the organism in Eukaryota, Metazoa, Chordata, Chondrichthyes, Rajiformes, Rajidae. The record is from RefSeq and is a predicted model, not a curated record.
UGGAAAUCUCAUCACUAGAAUCCGCCCACAAAAGUACCAUUGUGGACGAUUUCAUUACCAGACGUACUGACGUUGUUCGGGUACCAGCCCUGUCGACAAUGUCUGUGUCAGUGGAGGAAACCCGUCGCUCCUGUUACCACAAUGAAAGAUUUAUAUCAGACCGGUGCAUACGAGGGAAGCAGACCAGGGGAGGAGAUCACAACAGAACAUCGAUUGAUUGAGGAAUCUCAGUCUGUUCCAGAUGCAGUGACAAAGGUCGCGGAAUAUACCGACGAAGCAGUUUUUGUAAGUCAUGCAGGCGAGGCCACGGAAAAGCAAACUGAAUAUGUGAGUUACGUCCCAAGUCAACCGAUGGAAGAGCACAGUGAAGCACCUACAGCUGCUGCUUCGGGUUCUGAAAUGACAUCUGUGGAACUGGAUGGCAAAGUGGAUUUAACAAGUGGGCUAUCACUGAAUGAAUCUGUAGGUGUAACUGGAACGGUGCCAUCCACAGCUACUUCAGUUCCAAGUGCUCAAACAAAGGAGGCUGAAGAAAUAAUCCGCUUCUCUGAAUUUGGUCCAAAGGUAUCAUUUGAGACCCCAUCGCCAGCAACUGUUGGGAGAAGAAAUGUCACGCACAAAAUAACUGCGGCCAUUGAGACUUCGGAAGCAAAACGCGAAGAUCAUAUUACCACAAUAAUAACGCCACCACAGGAAGUGUCAUCGACUGGUUUUAUGGCCCUGAACAAAACUCACACAGCGGGACCAGUGCUAAUUAGUUACGAGGGACAAAAAGCUACACCCAAAGCUACGGUCCAGUAUACAUUUUCACCAGUGGAAAGCUCAACAGAUGUAAGCCAUCAGGAAACACCAGGGGUUGGUACAAUUAAAAAAACUCAGCUUGAGCAAACAAGUGAGGAAGUCAGUGUAAUCAGCCAACACACUGAAUUGGAUUCAACAGCCCCAUCAACAAUACACACUCAUAAAAGUGUUGAGAGUGAGCCAGGGAAAGCAAUGGCCCCUCACCCCGGCUUUGCAGAGGAGACUUCAACUCCUGAGUUCGAAAUACAAAGGACUGUCAAAUUGCAGACUGAGUCAGUUGCCGUCUCCCCAUCUAUGGAAGGAGAACAGAGACUGGGUUCGGGUGCGACAGAGAAAGCCACAGCCAAACAUGAAACAAUUGUGACAAGCUCUCAAACGUCGCAACCCAUCCACAUCAAAACGCCCAUCCCUGCAGAUGCCACCAAGGUGCAGGUCAUUGUAACGUCGACUGAAACACUGCCAACAGUACUAGCUCCUUCUGCCAAAUUAAAACCAGGUGGCUCAGUAGCAGAACAUGAAAUUAAAACCACAGCAAAACCUAGGCAGCCAGUAACAAGUGCAACUCCAAUUAUUAUUGAAAACGACCCUGAUGAGACUACAGCGGAAAAGAUUAUGAUUAUUGAUGAGUCAAUCACCCUGCCUCCUUUCAGCGUGGAGGUUGAUUUAUCUGACACAGUAUCACAACUGGAUAUUGAUCGCGAAUAUUUCACGACGCCAACACCCAGAACAAAGCUAGUGACGGCAGCCCCUAAGCCUUCGCUUACACACCCUAAGGCUACCCAAAGGGCUCUGCAAGGCCCAACAUUUUCAACUGUUUCAUCAUCAGCUACAGAUUCGCCAGUCCCAGUGGAACCUAAGGAACGGCAAAAGCCUGUGGCUAUCGAUGAAAAAUUAAUUGCUAACACAACCGCACAGAUGCAACCAUCAACAACAGAUCUAGAGCUUGUAUCAGAAGCUGGAAAAACGCCAACAGAACCACGUUUAUUGCCACUCAAUCAGUCGACUGAAGAUGUGACGCAUACACUGGGCACCAAGAUCCAUGUUGUGCACAUUCACUUUGAUGUCAGAGAGGAGGAGGGUGGAACUAUCGGCAGCGGAGAGCCUGACAUUACCAAAUUUCUCUUCCCGCAAGUUACCACAGCGGCUCCAGUGCAGGAUGCUCACCCAUCGCUCAGCUUUAUUAACGGGAAGACACAGAUAGAAUUUGAGCCGCCUUAUACUCGUGGUGAGGAAGCCAGGGGAGACCAAGUGGAAAGGGUAUCUCCUAGUAUAAGUGCUAUACCAGAUGAUGAAAGCAAGGAGGACUUCUUAACAAUUGAGGGUAGAACUGCUGAAAGUCAGGAACCAGGAAUCUCCACUGAGAGUUCAAAAACAGUUUCCAGUGUUAAAAGUCCGUCCGAAAGACCCACGGUUACAGACGAGCAGAGGAGAAUCCAAUCUAGCGUUGCUGGAGAACAUUGGGUCAUCUCGCCCAGCACGCAAGAUGCUCAAAAGACACCCAAACAGAUUUUCACCACAGAAUCAACGGAGGAAAAACCUCACCUCUUUGGGAUUGUUACAACUGCACCAGAAGACGUUACUCCACGAAAAACUGAAACUGUGACCAGGACUGAAGACAUCAUUUCACGGGGAACAAUUGAUAAAGAAACUGUUGAGGCUUCUGUUGAAGGGUUGGUGCCGGUUUCUACCACAAUUCCAGGUGCCCCCCAUAAAACAACUAGCAAACCAAGGGAACCGGAACUAUAUCCAAGAACUUCGGAAAAAGAUGUAAAACAAGAAACGGCAACACCGAUAAAAAUGGACAUAGAAACCUUGUCCACAUCUGGACCUGGUGGAGAAAUGCUUAGUCCAUCACCGGUUACAAAGUUAGUUGUCCCUCCCAGUAUUGUUGUACCAUCUGCAACUGAGCGAGGUCGAGCCACGAUCCCAGAAAGGCAGCGAGAACAAACCGAAGCCGUCACAGAGUCAUAUGACGGCAGUGAGGGCAAAACAUCAAAACCAGAAGAAAGUACAGAGGAACUAAAACAUGAAGUGGGUUCUAUUACACCAAGCAAAUUAUCAAUACGCAGAACUGAAAUUGUAACCGACAAACCUGAAUGGGACUCUUCUAAAGUAACGCAACCUGUGGAGAAGAAAAUCCAUGACGUGGAGAAAAUUAAAGAAGCCACAAGCAUAGCCACGACAUUUACAGAGUUAGGUUCAGGUGAACCACUGAGUAACGAUACAGUUGUUUUAACAUUCACAGAGGUGCCCACAGUGGUCGUUGAAAAGGAAACCUUACAGACACCUGUUUCAGUGACAACAAAAGCUGCGGGCGAGAGAAUUCCCGACGAUGCCCUCACAACGACUUUAGAUAAGCAAACUCACGCAGUUAGAUCGCAAACACCAUCAGUGAUAUCUGAGAGCAAAACCAGCCCUGAUAAAAUGGUUGUGGAAUCAACUGUGAAACAUCCAACAAUUGAGGUAUUGACAGAGAAAUCUCCAGCCAAAGAAGUAUCUCCUCAUGAUUUUGAGAGUUCUGGUGCAGGAAUGUUUACUGUCAGUCCUGAUGUUCACACACUCGAGGUGAGCAGCCAUGAGUCUCCAGUGACCAGCAGAACAUUAUUGGACGAGAUAACCCUUCACAGUGCUGUUCCAGCAGCAACUGACCAAGAUACUGGAAUAGCCACUUCUGGAUUACCCGAGGCACACACUCAGAGGGAAGGUUUGCUAGUAAAAGUCCACACAGAGGUGGAAGACAAGACUGCUGCUACAGUUGUGGUUAGUGACAAGGAAACCGGAUAUACAUUGGAUUCAGUGGCAAGAGAAAUAGAUGAUGGAGUACGCCCUGUCACUGCUUCCACAGUAAUUAAAGAAAGGCCAAAAGAAUUCACGUCAGAAGGACCAUCAGUCAUCACUGAGCUCAAAACCAGCCCAGAGAAAAAAGUCACAGCAUCAACUUUGAAACCUCCAGCAAUUGGGGCAACCAGAAUAAUGGAAAAAAUUUCAGCCAAACCAACCCCUUCUCCAGAAAUUGUAAGUUCUCGUGAAGAAGUGGUUACAUCCAAACACAUGGUUCAAUUUGGGCCUGACGAUUCCACAUUGGAAAUGAGUCCAACACUUUUACCAGUGACCAAGAAAACAUUAGUUGAUGGGGAAGCUGUCCACAGUACAGCUGCAGUUAUACGUGAGAGUGAGGAGGAAUCUUCUGGUUCUGGUUUGCCGGAGGUACACACAGUGAAAGAUGGUUUGCUGGUAAAAGUCCACACACAGCUGGCAGAAAAGUCUACAUCAACAGUCAUCGUUGAUCACGAGGAAACCAGAUAUACAUCAGUUUCAGUCACCACUGAAGUAGACGAUACAGUUCCUCAUGAUACUGUUACACCUGUAAUUGUAAAAACACCCCAAGAAACCUCAUCGGGAGCUCCAUCAGUGAUCGUGGAGAUCAAAACAACACCAAAGAAAGUGGUUACAGCCUCCACUAUGAAGCCUCCAUCAAUCGAUGAAUCAGGAAUAACGGAGAAAGUUUCAGAUGAAGUACCCCAUUCAAAAGUAUCUCAAGAAUCCUCAUCAGACGCACCAUCAGUGACUGCUGAGAUCAAAACCACCCCAGAGAAAGUGGUAGUGGAGUCGACUGUGAAGCCUCCAACAAUCGAUGAAUCAGGAAUAACGGAGAAAGUUGCAUACAAACUAACCCCUUCUCCAGAUUUGGAGAGUUCUGGUGAAGGAAUAUUUACUAUCAGACCCAGGGGCCGUUUUGACCCUGAUGUUUCCACACCAGAGGUGAGCCGCCAUGAGUCUACAGUGACAAGCAGAACUUCAUUGGAUGGGGAGGUACUUCACAGUGCCGUUCCUGUAGCACCCGAUCGAGAGACUGGAAUACCCACAUCUGGAUUAACUGAGGCACACACACGCACAGAAGGUUUCCAGGUGAAAGACCACACAGAGGUGGAAGACAAGUCUGCAGCAACAGUUGCGGACGGUGAUAAGGAAACCUAUACGUUUGAUUCAGUGGAUGAAGGGGACCACACUGUCACUGUUGCCCCUGUAAUUAAAAAAAAGUUACCAGAAUUCACAUCAGAAGCACCACCAGUGAUCACAGAGAUCAAAACCACCCCAGAGAAAGUAGUUACAAAGUCAACAGUAAGGUCUCCUGUAUCCAGUGAAUCGGGAAUAACACCAAAGGUUUCAGUCAAACUAACUCCUUCUCCAGAAUUUGAGAGUUCUGGUGAAGAGCUGAUUACUUCUGGAGACAGAAUGCUUACGACCGGACACACUGGCCGCUUUGAACCUGACGUCUCCACUUUAGAAAUGAGGUCUACACUUUCGCCAGUCUCCAGUAAAGUGUUGGUGGAUACGGAAGGUGUACACAGCACUGUCAUAUUCGCACAUGAGAGAGUGGAGACACACACACUGAGGGACGGUUCGCUGGUGAAGGUCAGCACACAGACGACAAAUCAGCCUGCUUCAACAGUUGUGGUUGGCGAUACGGAAACCAAAUAUACAUCCCAUUCAGCCAGCAGUGAAAUCGAAGAGGGAAUUCCCCAAUAUACUGUUACACCUGCAAUUGCAAAAGUAUCUCAAGAAUCCUCAUCAGACGCACCAUCAGUGACUGCUGAGAUCAAAACCAUUCCAGAGAAAGUGGUUGUAGUGUCAACUGUGAAACCUCCAACAAUUGAUAGAUCAGGAAUAACGGAGAAAGUUGCAGACAAACUAACCCCUUCUCCAGAUUUGGAGAGUUCUGGUGAAGGAAUAUAUACUAUUAAAUACACUGGCCGGUUUGAUCCUGAUGUUUCCUCAAGAGAGGUGAGCAGGCACGAGUCCCCAGUGACCACCAGGGCAUCAUUGGAUGGGGAGAUACUUCAGAGUGUUGUACCAGCAACACCCGAUCAAGAGACUGGAUUACCUGUAUCUGGAUUACCUGAGGCACACACCCAGUCUGCUGCUACAGUCAUGUUUGCUGAUAAAGAAACCAGAUAUACACUUGAUUCAGUGACAAGUAAAAUGGAUGUUGGGGAACGUCCUGUCACUGGUACCUGGGUAAUGAAGGAAAAGUCAGAAGAAUUCACAUUGGAAACACCAUCAGUGACCACUGAGGUCAAAACCAUCCCUGAGAAAGCAGUUACAGCAAGAACAGUGAAAUAUCCAGCAACUGUGGAAUCAGGAAUAACAGAGAGAGUUUCAGACAAACUAACCCCUUCUCUAAAGUUUGAGGGUUCUGGUGAAGAACUGAUUACUUCCAAACAAGUUGUUCAAUUUGGUUCUGAUAUUUCCAUGGGAAUGAGCUCUACAUUUUUACCGGUGACUAGUAAAACGUUAAUGGAUGGGGAAGUUCCUUACAGCACAGUUGCAGUUACAGGUGAGAGCGAGGAGCAUUCUACUGCACCGGGCUGGACAGAGGCAACAACAGAGGGUGUGCCGUUGAUAGUGUACACGCAGGUGACAGAUGAGUCUGCUACUUCAACAGUUGCGGAUGGUGACAAGGUAACCAGAUAUGCAUCAGCUUCAGUAACCAGUGUGGUGGAGGAGAGAGAUCCCCAUGAUACUGUUACACCUGCCAUUGAAAAAAAACAUCUCAACAAUCCUCAUCAAAGGCACCGUCAGACAUCACUGAGAUCAAAACCACCCCAGAGAAAAUGGAUAUGGAGUCAACUGGGAUACCUCCAGUAAUUGAAUCUGGAAUGACAGAGCAAGUUUCAGGCAAACUACCAUCUUUUCCAGAGUUUGAGAGUUCUGGUGAAGGAUUAUUUACCAUCAAACCCACUGGCCAGUUUCAACCUGGUGCAUCCACACUAGAGGUGAGCAG